Molecule: messenger RNA, 1647 nt
Organism: Haliotis rubra (blacklip abalone)
Lineage: Eukaryota; Metazoa; Mollusca; Gastropoda; Lepetellida; Haliotidae
Product: cilia- and flagella-associated protein HOATZ-like
Exons: 4
Coding region: 25-558 (177 amino acids)
Biological process (GO): cilium assembly
Source: RefSeq, a predicted model, not a curated record
GUUACCUCCCUUAGCUGGUUGUUGAUGACAACAAACAUGGCGUUGAAACUUGUUGACUGCACGAAAGGCGAGGAAAGGGUGACUUUUUCUAAUUCAUUGCCAGAAGAUAUAGCAUAUGCUAAAACAUUUUGGCAGUCUCUGCAACUGUUACCACCCAUGGAGUCCAGAUUAGUGUCUAGCGACAUCAAACAGCGCUUGAAGAAGGCACCGUCAGCGUAUCAAGGAGUAAACCGAGGACACAGGGCACACAUGCAGCCAUUAGUUGUACAAGACUUUCUCAACCAAGCACGAACAAUGGUGAACAUUGAAGAGUAUGAGCGUUUGAGGCGCCUGGCUUCAGCACGUGAUGAAGACCGCGAGACACUGAGUCGCAGGCGGAAAGAGAGGAUGAAGAAAGAGGAAAUCUCUCGGAACCAUGUGUCAUCGCAGUCACGGAGACGAGAACAGACUGUGUUCAAGAUGAGUGAUGAUGAAGAGCAGGAGGAGGAUGUGGGCAAACUGAUGCAAGAUCUUGAUGACUUUGACAGGAAUAAAGGCCAUGCCUCCGACUCUGACUGAAUCAAACCCAAUCAAUGUCAUAGCAACAGACAGAUGGAAAAUAAGUGUCUUAGAUUCCUGUAGAAUCUUGCAAGAUAAUCUUGAUGGAUAAUAUGGAUUACCUGAUUCAAUAGUUUAUCAUUUUAUUGUCAAACAAUUAUGAUAAAAACUUUGGCUUCAUCAUUUUGUCAUUACUGAUAUGAUUUAUAUGAUAAUUUAAGUGAUUCUUAUCACAAACAAAUGACAAAUGACUCAUAGCUGUAUCUAGAAAGGGUAAGUUUGUGCAACACAUGAUGCUUUGUAUAAUAUACCUUUGCCCUAAAGGUAUGUUGAGAAGUCAGGUAUGUCUCUUGAACUUGAAGGGAGUUUGGGUACUUAAAGUGCCUUUAUUGUAUUAGUAAACAUGCAUUUUGGAAACAUGAAGCUACUUAGAUAUUGCUUUAUAGACAUGAUCUGACAAUGUGACAGCUGGUGUUCUGGUCUAUUAGACCAAUAAGAAGCAAUGUAACAUGUAAGGCAUGGAAAAUAAAUCGGAGCAGUCACAAAGGGUAUAUCGGAGUGAGACUCUGCAGUGAUACAAAACACAUGUGAAAAUGUUACCCAAACACUGCAAACUUUACUGCAGUUUCUUUGUAUGUUGUUGAGUUUUAGAAAUGUCUAAAAAAGCCUAUCUACUUACUUCAUUGUAAUAAGUGUCAAUGAAAUCGGAAUCACAAUUUCAUUUUUUACCAUUUAGUGAAAACAACAGACAGGGAUCUCCAUGUAAGUUGAAUAUAUUCCAAAAGUUCAGCUGUUAACUUUUACAUCAAGUUUGGUAAUUUGAUUUUUCGAAAUUAUUAUUUUCCUGCGUUUUAAAUUUUGCAUUAUUUUUGAAAAAUGCUAUGUCCAUAACAUAGAUGUUUGAUGAUGUUACUGCAAAUUGUGUGGUUCAUGAAAGAGAUCUGUAAAAGGUAUUUAUAUAUCAUAUAUAUUGGUAUCAGUAGUUUGAUAUCCUGACAAAAUGUAUAUAAGUAGCACAUCUAACUUUAUAACAGUUUGUUGUGUAUGGAUGUUUACCUCAUUGUGUGAAAGUGACCGACAGAAUGUUUAAUAUUAAAAAAAUUAAACUGU